AGAUCUCCACCCACACGUCUGACUCACCCGGAACAACUUGAGCAAAGGUUGUUAUUCUUCCUCAGUGAGCCGAGGUGAGAGCAACGAGAGACUGGUGUUAACGUUCUCCUCUGGAUAAGACCAGACAGCUGCAGGAGGAAAUGCCAGGAAUACUCAGAAUACCUGAAAUAAGAGGGCACUGGAUCCGUAGAUUAAUGUGAGGCUGGAGGAGAGUCUGAAAGGAACACAAAAACGUGACAGAGGUUUUUCUGGGACAGGGAGUGGCCGUCUGUUUCUGCUGCAUUGUGUGCUCGUCUUUGAGACUAAAUGGCGUCAAAGUUAGAGGAGGAUCUGAGCUGUCCCGUCUGCCAGGACAUCUUUAAAGAUCCCAUCAUGCUCUCCUGCAGCCACAGCUUCUGUACAGACUGUCUGCAGAGCAGCUGGAAGGAGAGAGAGAGUGAGGAGUGUCCUGUUUGUAAGACCAGAGUUUCAGAGGAUCUGUUACCUCCAGACUGGUCUUUAAAGAAUCUGCAUGAGACUUUGCUACAGGAGAGAGAUCAGAGAUCUUCAGAGGGUCUCUGCAGUCUGCAUCAGGAGAAACUCAAACUCUUCUGUCUGGACCAUCAGGAGCCGGUGUGUCUCGUCUGCAGGGAUUCAGAAAAACACUCCAACCACAGAUUCAGACCCAUCGAUGAAACUGCAGAAGAACACAAGAAAAAACUUGAGGAAACUCUGCAGCCCUUAAAGGAGAAGUUAACGGUUUGUGAAAAAGUUCAAGUGGAGUUUGAUCAAACUCUGGACCACAUGGAGGUCCAGGCCCGACACACAGAGAGGCAGAUUAAGGAGCAGUUUAAGAAGCUUCACCAGUUUCUAGCAGAGGAAGAGGAGGCCAGGCUGUGUGCACUGAGGGAGGAAGAGGAGCAGAAGGCACAGAGGAUGAAGGAGCAGAUGGAGGCUCUGAGAGCACAGAUAGCAGGUCUUUCACACACAGUCAGAGCCACAGAGGACCAGCUGACGGCCCAAGACGUCUCCUUCCUGAAAAACUACAAGGCUGCAGUGGAAAGAGUCCAGCAGCGCCCCCUGCUGGAGGAUCCACAGCUGCCCUCAGGAGCUCUGAUAGACCAGGCCAAACACCUGGGCAACCUGGGCUUCAACAUCUGGACCAAGAUGAAGGACCUGGUCUCCUACACACCCAUCAUUCUGGACCCAAACACUGCUGGUCCUAAACUCGUCCUGUCUGAUGAUCUGACCGCUGUGAGACCAGGAGAGAGACAGCAGCCUCCUGAUAAUCCAGAGAGGUUUGAACGUAGCUCCACAGUCCUGGGCUCUGAGGGCUUUAACUCAGGGGCUCACAGCUGGGACGUCCAGGUUGGAGACAGUCCUUUCUGGGAAGUAGGGGUGCUAGCAGAGUCUGUCCAGAGGAGGGGGUUCUCGUGGUGUGGACUGUGGACCAUAGGCUUCAGCAGCGAUAAAUACACAGAAUUCUCCCCAUCACAUCCAACCAGUCUGCUGUCAGUGAAGCAGCAGCCAAGGAGGAUCAGAAGGAUCAGAGUGAAUCUGGACUGGAACAGAGGAGAGCUGUGGUUCUCUGAUCCUGACACUAACACACACAUACAUGCUUUCACAAACCCCUUCACUGAGAGGAUGUUUCCAUUCAUCUAUACUGGAGGUAAACUCCUACUGAAGAUUUUACCAGUGAAGGUCUCUGUGACUGUAGGAACUGAUAGGUCGUGGCGAUGAUGUUUGUAUUCUGAAUCUUCUUACAUGACUGUUGUGGUGAUGAAAUUUGUUUAUAGGAUGGUCUGAUCACAUCCAUUCAAACCGAGGUGUGCAGGUGCUAAACUGAGAAGAUGAAGCAGUCUGAUGAGGAGCAGCAGUGCUUGAAAUGUCCCUACUUUUGUGGCAGGAAUAUUCUGGACAGUAGAGCUCCGGAUCUCUUCAGUGUACAAAAUGUUCCUUUUUUUGUGUGAUGAAAUGUUUUGUCGAGGCAGCGGGAUGUCUUUUACAGUUCAUCCUUUGUCUGCAAAGACUCAUCAAGUGUAUUUGUAGAAUUUCUGGUCAAAAAUACUUCAUAACAUGAAGCCGCAGGUCUCUGUAUUAGGCCCACUUUUAUUUACCAUUUAUGUGAAUGAUCUCAGUCAAAAUGGGUCAAAUGCAACAGUACAUUUUUAUGCUGAUGACACCAUUGUGUACUGCUGUGCUGCAUCUCUUGCACAAGCUGUUGAAAAUUUGCAAAAUGCCUUUGUGGUCAUUCAAAAUACACUGCACGAACUGAAACUUGUUUUAAACGCACAUAAGACCAAGCUAAUGUUUUUUACCAGAUCAAAGACCAGGUCACAAAAUGUUCCUGUGCUUUCUACUGUUGAUGGAAAGGAGGUCGAGGUUGUACGCUGUUACAAAUACCUGGCUGUUUUGAUUGAUGACUCUUAAUUUUAAAUCACAUGCACAGUGUCUUGUGAAAAAGCUGAGGCUAAAACUGGGUUUUUAUUUCAGAAACAAGUUGUGCUUUUCUUUUAAUGUUAGAAAGCGGCUUGUCGCUGCAAAUUUUUUACCUCUUUUAGACUAUGGUGAUCUGUUGUACAUGUGCUCUGCACAGUGUCUCCAUAUGGUUGAUACUGUCUACCACGCACCCUUGAGGUUCAUUACCAACUGUAAAGCUCUGACUCUCGGGUCGGAUGGCCUGCUUUGGCGACCCGGAGGCUCAUUCAUUGGUACACCUUUAUUUAUAAGGCAGUUCUUGGUCUGCUUCCUCUCUAUCUAUGUGUUUUUAUCAUGCAGAGAAGCGGACAGUAUUCUUUGCGUUCUCAGGACCUCUUUUUGCUCUCCGUCCCAAA
Molecule: messenger RNA, 2813 nt
Organism: Cheilinus undulatus (humphead wrasse)
Lineage: Eukaryota; Metazoa; Chordata; Actinopteri; Labriformes; Labridae
Product: nuclear factor 7, brain-like
Exons: 2
Coding region: 307-1719 (470 amino acids)
Molecular function (GO): zinc ion binding; protein binding
Source: RefSeq, a predicted model, not a curated record